Pestalotiopsis fici W106-1 is the source of this 3177-nucleotide messenger RNA. RefSeq lists its product as uncharacterized. NCBI's taxonomy places the organism in Eukaryota, Fungi, Ascomycota, Sordariomycetes, Amphisphaeriales, Sporocadaceae. The transcript has 4 exons. The record is from RefSeq and is a predicted model, not a curated record. Gene Ontology annotation, molecular function: metal ion binding. Bases 1 to 3177 code for a protein of 1058 amino acids.
AUGGAGCAAGGGCGCUCUUCCCAACCAGCCAUUGCACAGGCAGCGCCUACACGUUCCAAGGAUGCAUUAGAGGAAGGAGAAUUGAGCGAGGGCGAACUUGAAGAUAUCUACGACCCAAAAGGCCCUCACGUGGUAUCUCAUCCUCCAACACAGCAAACUCAACCUUCUGGUGCCAACGAUCAAGCUACUGGCAGCCCUGGAGAUGCUGAUGGCUCAUCGAUAUAUGAUACGGGAUCGGCUCAGGAGGAUAUGGUGAUUGAUAGUACUUCGGCGUCGCAACCUGGGUUUGACGAGGACGACGACUACGAGCCGGGCGAAUAUGAGCCAGAAUAUCAUCCUAGAGAGAAGUCGGGUUCAUAUUCGCCACGCCUCUCACCCAAGGAAGCACGGUCUGCGGUUCCUGCAGGUACACACGCAGCUUCCAAUGGGCAAGGUACUGCAACUGAACCAGAAUAUCUGAAUGGUCAAAAGUCUUUGAAUGAAAGCAGAAAAGCACCAUCAUCUAUCAAUCAGAAGAUGACACCGACUUCCCCUUCACCUCCUUACAAGUCGUUAUCAGAAGCAAAGAAGAAGGCCCAAGAAGCUAUUCUCGGACUAUGGCCUUUCAAGGUGCGGUAUCAAGACUACCUUGACGAGGGCCUCGAUCCCCAAACAGUCAAAAGUCUCUUCAAGGAAUUGGGCCUGGACGCUUCUUCGCCCAAGCCUGCUACUGUGUCAGCUAUCUCUACCACGAAACCACCAAUUCCACAGCUAGCAGAUUCAGCACAAUCUCAAUCAUCAACCAAAGCUUCCGCUCUACCGCCUGCUCUAUCAGACCAGGCAAAGCCAGCUGCGAACCUGGCAAGUACUGGCCAAGAGCCCAAAACGGAGCAGAAAAAAUCAGCCCAGGAGGAACGCAAAGAUAAGAUUGCCCGCAUGCUUGCGGAGAAAAGCAAAAAGACUGCAGCUCAGCCUCCACCUGCAGUUGUAUCUUCUCCAACUGUGCCUUCUCCGAAGGUACCUCCUGCAGCCAUUCCCGCCACCUCUUCUGAGAUCACCGAGGCUGCUAAAUCCAAGCUUAGGGCUCAAAACAACCAAAAAUUGUUGGAAAAGCUCGCUGCGCUCAAGAAACAGCAGGGCACAAAGCCGGAGCCUGGACAGCAGCCAAGCACCCCAGUCGCUCCGGUGAAUAAAUCCGAACUUCCGGUCGUUUCCACAAGCACUGCAACUUCAGCCAAGCAAUCAGUCGAUCCGAAACCACCCGUGGUUGAGCCUGAUGCGUCAUCUGCAUCUGGAGGUCAGGUUCAUUCUGUUUCGUCGUCUCCGCACCCAGCUCCAACGAGUCGAAACAUGAAGAGACCUAUAGCUUCAGACUUUGACGGCUAUUCCUCCACUAGCAGUGCAUUCAAGCGCAAUCGCACCCAAGAAACGUUGAUUAUUGACGUCAGUGACGAUGAAGAUGUGGAGAUGGACUUGGGAUCUCCCACAGAGCCUUCCAGCAGUGCAAUUCAGGACAGCAUCUCUGGCCUGCGAACAAAUGUAUUGGCCUCACACCCGCCGCUGACUCAUUCACGCAGUUGGCAUGGCCCCAAAUCUAACUCUGCGACGCCAGCUGCACAGACGCCCUCUGGCCAUGGCCAGAAACUGGAUUUACUGACUCAGCAGAUCCAAGAAGCAAGAAGGAGGAUUGCGGAGGCUGAAGCCAAGAAGGCAAGCAGGUCAAAUGGUGAACCCACGCCCUUGGCACAGUCACCUGCCAAUACUCCAGAUCCACAGGCACCUGCACUGGCAAAGCCACCGCAGACAGCACAAGGUGAAAGGCGGGAUAGAAUCACUGCCUACCAUAUCCCUGUCCUCGAUGCUGCGCUUAGGGAAAAGCAGGAGAGGCUCAGGCGGCUGCAAGAGGAAGCUGCUCAACUCGAAAUCGAGGUCAAAGCAACGUUGGAUGCAAGACAGCAAUUGACAAUAGAGAUGGAUAGUCCUGACAUUGCCAAGCCCACAUCUCCACAGCUCAACGGUUCAUUGGAAGCGUUCCCACAAGUAGCCGCUCCUGAACCAGCUCAUACGGGCGAGGCGCACGUCGCCGCUGUAGUCCCAGAGCCAAAUCCAACAGAGGUCAGCAGCAAUAUUGAUUCUAAGGUAUCUUCUGGAAAAGACGGAUCCGCCGCAUCAUCACCAAACAACACUUCGAUGGAAAUCGAAUCAGAUUCUGCCAGUAGUGGUAGAGUUACAGCAACGGCGAUUGUUACAGCUGAGAUGCCCUCACAAGUCGAUCUUCCAUCAGUGGCAACCAGCCCUCCAGGUCCUGAACCGGCCGAGUCUCCUACGCGACAAGAAUCUGCGUCAUUGUCAGUUGGUGUCGUAGUUGAUGCUGAGCCGCAGGAUCAGUCGACCACGGCAGUACUUGGCGAUGUGCCUCAGGAACAGCCUUCAACGGAACUUGAUGUCCCAAUGCAGAUAUCAGACGCGGAAGAUGAGGAUUAUGAGCCACAACCACCCCACAUCUCUGAUACAGUCCAAGCUUACGGGACUAGUGGAACAGCAGAUGAGGUAAUUCCGACUCACAUAGUGAGGAAACCUGUACUCAUCCAAGAGCAGAUUCCCGACGAAGAGCCCUAUGAACCGAGUCCAUCGCAAGUAGCAGAACCAACCACGCAAACGGCAUCGAAUGCCACGAAUGCCACAGCUGGCGAUGCACAAAGUCGCUCUGGAAAAGAGCAUCCUUUACUGACAACGGAGCAGGCUAAAUCUCAAAACGAGUUGUCUGCAAAGGAUCUGCUGUCCUAUCAGAGCCCUCUCAGAUAUUUCCAUGCCUACAAAUUUCAUCCUCAGUACAUGGAGAAUGUGGCAGGCGGCUUGAAAUCAAUGACUUACAGUUCCAAAAUCGACACGUCUCGGCCCAUCUGCCCUUUUGUGCUUGAUGGCGGUCAGUGCCCAAAGGGACCUGACUGUGAGUUUCAGCAUUUUGAGAAGAUGGUACUUUCAGAACCGGCCAUUAUUGCAGAGCUAGGAUCUACAGCAACAUACACAGGCGAGCAGAAAGACCGGUUCAUCGAAGGCCUUAAGAAGGUUCUGCAAGACCUAAAGACUCGUAAAAUCAAAGAUUUCGAGAGCAUCACCAAGGCUCUUAUGGAUUACCGGGCCGACUUCUUGGGAGACAAGAGCAAGAUUCUGCCUUUGAACGAUAUUGUUAUCUAG